Molecule: messenger RNA, 4320 nt
Organism: Salvelinus namaycush (lake trout)
Lineage: Eukaryota; Metazoa; Chordata; Actinopteri; Salmoniformes; Salmonidae
Product: N-lysine methyltransferase SMYD2-A-like
Exons: 9
Coding region: 1035-2294 (419 amino acids)
Cellular component (GO): nucleus
Molecular function (GO): protein binding
Source: RefSeq, a predicted model, not a curated record
UAACAAGUUUUAAUGACUCCAACCUAAGUGUAUGUAAACUUCUGACUUCAACUGUAUCUAAUCUAUGGAAGAUGGAAUUAUAAUUAUGGAAUUAAAAGUUAGAGAAGAUAGGCUACAACGACCAAGAGCCAACAGGUAGGCUCCUACUUGAUAUUCUGAAUGGAGUUAUUGUUAUCUGUAGCUGUAGGAUGAGGAAGUGCAUGCUCUGCAGCGUUAAUUAGCCUAGCUAGCUAACGUUAUCUAGCUUAACUAACUUCUCCUAGUUUGAUGCAGUCAAAGGGGCCUGCUAGAACAAUACCUCUCUCUCUCUCGCGCGCGCUUUAUCAUCUCCGGUUAAUGAAGUAGCUUAAAAAAAUGACUUUUCUGCUGCUUCCCUCACCUGGAUCGGACCGCGUCUGGAUCCGAUCAGGUUUAUACGGAACUGGUCUAGUUGUCCUCGGGUCCAUUCGGGAACAGGUUUCUAUAUUUUAAACAUUUUAAUUUAUGCAUAUCUGGUCCGCGUGGGAAAGCCCCAGGUCCAUUUCGUUUCCAACUUUUUAGACCCAUGAAGACCUCUAGCGUGCGUGCGUGCACGAGAAACAUUUAUGGGUCUAAUCAGAGAAUUGCAUAUAAAAUCCCUAUUAAUUUAGUAUGUUCUCUGUGGACCUAGUAAAGAUCAGUCAUAUAACUUUUAUUUUUUUUGCAUUACCUUUUUAAUGUGGAAUAAACACAACCAGUCAUGAUGUUUUCAUCUGGUUGGCAAACAAUCACUUCAAAAUCACUUCCUGUUGGCUACACGUUUGUCCAAUCACAAAAUCAUUCCAUCCAAACAGUGCACUGAUGGAAAGAGACUCCCGUUUAUAUAAAACCUGAAGGCGUUUGUCAUUAAGUCUGUAGUCUGAACUGAUGCUGAAUCCUGGCUGACAGUCUGCUGUACGUCUCCAACCCUUAUCUCCACCUUGGGGAAUUUGUUUUUCUUUAACCGCAGUUUGGAAUGUAUAGAGCCCGUUUUUUAAAGUGAAUUCGCUUCAUUUUCAUGCAGCUGACAUGCCAUAAUGUUAAAUAAUGGUGUGAAUGAUUGUGACGGGUUCAGGUUUUACUGUGGUGAUAAAACACUUUUACCAGGAUGCAGUACCGGACAAUACCGGCUUACUUUCACCGUUGGCUAUUCCACCAUAAAUGUUGCUGCUUUUGUGUGUUUUGUCCAGAAAGUCACAACGGAACGUUCACAGUCAGAGAGACUGUUACUCCUCAGUGAGUUUGAAGCCCACCUGGAUAAGUUGGACAGUGAGAAGAAUGAGAUGAACCAGACAGAUAUAGCAGCACUGCAUCAUUUCUACUCUAAACACAUAGACUUCCCUGAUGACCAAACCCUGACUGUGCUCUUUGGACAGGUAAACUGUAAUGGCUUCACCAUAGAGGAUGAGGAGCUGUCUCACCUGGGCUCUGCUGUGUUCCCUGAUGUAGCAUUGAUGAACCAUAGUUGUAGUCCUAACGUCAUCGUCACCUAUAAGGGGACAGAGGCUGAGGUACGAGCCGUGCAGGACAUCCAGCCUGGAGACGAGGUGUUCAACAGUUACAUUGACCUGCUGUACCCGACGGACGACAGGAACGAGAGACUGAGAGAUUCUUACUUCUUUACGUGCGUGUGUGAUGAGUGUGCCACGCGGUCUAAGGAUGGAGCUAAGAUGGAGCUUCGUAAAUUGAGCUCUCCCCCGGAGCUGGAGGAGGUCAGAAAGAUGGUUCACUACGCCAGGAAUGUUAUUGAAGAGUUCCGUAGAGCUAAGCACUACAAGACCCCUAGUGACCUGCUGGAGAUCUGUGAGUUGAGCCAGGAGAAGAUGAGCUCUGUAUUUGCAGACACUAACGUGUACAUGCUUCACAUGAUGUACCAGGCCAUGGGAGUCUGUCUGUACAUGCAGGACUGGGACGGAGCCAUGCGCUACGGAGAGAAGAUCAUACAACCGUACAGUGUCCACUACCCAGCCUAUUCUCUGAUUGGUUCAUCUCUCCUGUGUGUCCAGUGUCCACUACCCAGCCUAUUCUCUGAACGUGUCCUCCAUAUACCUGAAACUGGGCCGUCUCUACCUGGGACUGGAGAGGAAGACCCAGGGAGUCAAGGCAUUAAAGAAGGCGAUCGCCAUUAUGGAAGUGGCUCAUGGGAAGGAUCACCACUAUGUAACAGAGAUCAAACGAGAGGUGGAGGAGCUGAAGUAAGGAGGAGGAAAAGUGAAGAAGAGGAAGGAGGAGUGAGGACGAGAGGAGGAGUGAAUAAGAGGAUUAGAGGAAGAGGGAGUAAUGUGAAGGAGGGUUGAGGACCAUGAAGGACUUCUCCAAACCCUGGGUCAAAACAUAAUAAUUAAACAAAACAGCUGUAUGGAACUGAGCAUGCAUCCUAUACCUCUCUCUUUACGUGUCUCCUUCUCCCGCCAACUCUCCCUCUGUCCCCCGCCAACUAUCUCUCCCUCCAACUCUCCAUCUAUCUCCCUCCAUCUCCCCCUCCCUCCAUCUAUCUCUCCCUCCAACUCUCUCUCCCUCGUUCCGUCUUUGUUGAUGAACUUAAAGUCAAAUCAGGUGUCUCGUUUCACAGAGGCCGGCAGUUUCUCUCAUUAACCAGCCAGUGAAAAGAGACAACGGCCUAGUAUUUCUGCUCCAUCGGUUGUUUCUGCUAAACCGGCUGCUUCUACGGUAACGGUCAAAUCAUGUCCUGUGAGGUCUGAGACAGUACAUGAUGAGGGUCUUACUGGGUAGCACUAUUGCUGUAAAUGGCAAUGAUACUUGUAGUUUUUUGGUUUGUUUCUGGCACCUGGACUCGUAUCUGCCCAAACUUUGAAGAGAAGAGAGAAUUCAUGAAUUCACAAAUCAUGUUUGAAUUAACGGAUCAAGUGUUUCUCUCGUAGCAAAUUGAGAGAAGAGAAAAAAACAUUUUUUGAGUCCGAACUUAAAUAAUUUCUUUGUCCUACAGCACAGACCUUGUUGAGGAAAUGUCCUUUUUGCCAAUUUUAGAAAAUGAGAAGUGUUGCGUGUUCUCUCACACAUAAACAGGAUGCUGUCUUUCUACCGGUCUGAAGGGAAGUCAUUGGAACUCCGGAGAAACUGUCUUGUGGAUCCCGCAGUGAUUCUCAUUCUCUGAACAGUGUCCACUAACUCUAUUCCUGGAGAGUUAGCAGACUUUUGUUCUAGCCCAGCACUAAACACCUGAUUUUAAACGGAUAAUGGCCCAGACAUGUGGCUAAAUUGAAUUAGCUGAAUCAGGGCUCGUAUUCCGAAAUUGUUUUAAAGCUGCAUUUGGGCAAAAGAGCUGAUCUGAUUGGUCAAAAGACAAAUUAGUGAGAGAAGAAGAAGAAAAAAGAUGAGAAUUGUGCUGCUUGUGUAAACGCAGCCUUUCGAGUAAAAGUUUUAAAAAAAGAUCUAGGAUCAGCUUUGCCUUUUUAAAUCAUUUUGAAUAAGAGGCCUGAUCCAAGAUCAGCUUGGGAAUACAAGCUCAGGGCUGCGUUCAGUUCGCUUGAACGUUUGCUAUGUUGCCGGAACGGUUUGUACUGAACGACAGGUUUUUUCCCAAAACAUUCUUGUAUGUUCUUGAACAGACUUGAGUUGCGUUUGCUCAGUUCUGUGGGCGUGCCGGGGUGUGGCUUGAAGCAAGGAGUGACAUAUAUUUAAAAUGACAGUGGUGUAUUUUGAACCCACAAUUCAACCUGUUUUUCAACUGGCCAUUCAGUACAGUACCGUUUCCAUACAAUUGAACGUUUUAUUCCGUUUUUAUGUACUGAACGCAGCCCUGGUGUGUCCUCCCCAUGGAGGAAGGACCAACUGUAGCAUUGCUAACAAUAGUUAGCAUCCUCUUCUACUCCAAGGGCUCCCUCCCAACCACAGAACUAGAGUCCUCUGGGUAUAAACAUCAGUUCAAUGUCUUUUGAUUUAAAGUAGUAAUUGAGUUUACCUAACUUGAAAUCAACAAAAGUGUGAACUGUGUUGGAAUAAGGUUGGGGGGAAUUUUUUUCUCUCCAGAAUUCCUUUGUUGUUGUUGACUUUUUACAAAAUCCAAUCCGUUUUCCACGUCGUUGAUUCAGCAUCAUCACAUUGAAUGUUUUUGUUAAAACAAUGUGGAUUUUUUUUGUUGUUGACUAGUUUGUGCCCAGUGGGAUAACCGUAACCCCCAACCAUUAUGGAAAUAUACCUGACCAUAGAAGAGCGGUUAGGGACAAUGUGAUGCUUCCCCCUCAGGCGUCCACUGUGGUGUCCGGUAAAUGUUGUUUCAAUGUUAGUUUGUGUGUUGGACAUCAGGACACAACAUUUCUCUAUCAGCAGGGGACUUCCCAAAUAAAUAACCUGAGAAUGUUG